This is a messenger RNA of Culex pipiens pallens (northern house mosquito), 640 nucleotides long. Its product is annotated as cytochrome c oxidase subunit 6B1-like. NCBI's taxonomy places the organism in Eukaryota, Metazoa, Arthropoda, Insecta, Diptera, Culicidae. Gene Ontology annotation, cellular component: respiratory chain complex IV; mitochondrion. Bases 158 to 397 code for a protein of 79 amino acids. The record is from RefSeq and is a predicted model, not a curated record. The transcript is spliced from 2 exons.
GACGAAGUUUUUGACAGCUGUCUCGAAAAGAGAAGAUCGCAGCAAUCCGCCAUCUUUACAUCAGCAGCAGUCGUAACGAGCGCAGCAAAGUGUGGUGUCCGUGCAAAUUUUUCCUCUUGUGACUUGUGCCCCCCAGGAAUCAGCUCUAGCUCUCAGUAUGGCCAACCCGGCGCUCCCCCUGAAGGCGGCCCCGUUCGAUCCGCGGUUCCCGAACACGAACCAAACCAAGUACUGCUACCAGAGCUAUCUGGACUUUCACCGCUGCGAAAAGGUGAAGGGCAAGGGCGCCAACGUGUGCCAGUACUUUAAGAACUGCUUCGCCGACCUGUGCCCGAACGCGUGGGUCUCCAAGUGGGACGACCAGCGCGCCGAGGGCUCCUUCCCCGGCCGGAUCUAAGGUGGCUCGAGAGGAGAAGGAAGUACGCGACGAAGACGACGUAGCAAUACCGCGCUGUGGUGGCCAUUUUUUAAAGUAGUGCGAAAUUAGUGCGCUCCCCCCUCCCCUAAAUUUCAUUCCAAAUGAGAGAUUUGUCAUUAUUUUUUAAAGUUUCAAAUUGGCAAAGUGAAAGUUUUAAGUUGUUGUCCUGUAACGUGCAAAAAUAAAGUAUAAAAUUCAAGCAAAAAUGGCUGCCGAAAGAAA